Messenger RNA from Mya arenaria, 1563 nucleotides. RefSeq lists its product as uncharacterized. Lineage: Eukaryota; Metazoa; Mollusca; Bivalvia; Myida; Myidae. The transcript is spliced from 12 exons. The record is from RefSeq and is a predicted model, not a curated record. The coding region runs from base 7 to 1563 and encodes 518 amino acids.
GCUAAUAUGCCACCGUGUGACAAAGUGAUUCUUUCUUUUUUCUUCAUUUGGGUUUUUACAUUGGAUAAUAUUUUUGCAAACGAGAGAACAUGUACACUGGUUUUGAACGAAGAAGGGGACUUUGAGCAGAUUGAAAUGAAGUCCAAUAAUUUUACAGGACUCUCAAAUAAGGGAACCAUUGUAUCGUUAUCCCGAGAACCAUGUGUCAACAACUCCACCAUACACCUGACCAUCUUACCAGAAGAUAUCAAAGUGCUGACUUUCUCAAAAAAGAGCCAGGCUAAGUUGACGCUGAAUAUUCGCUAUACACUAGCGUUUUUUCGCAACUCCAGCCGCCUACAGACACUUCAGCGGUCCGUGCUGCUGACCCGGUCAAGAGAGUUUAAACAACUGACUUGCUGGCUGCCAAUAUCAGUCCUCGAUCAUCUUCAUGUUGCCAUCAAUGUCACGGUUGCCGGGGAGGAAUAUAACACAGUUGUCAGUUCAACGUUAGAUGCUAUGGACCAAGCCAUCACUUGUAAAGAGGGGUGCAAGUCUGAUGACAUUAUGUUCAACACAUCCUACCUGUGCUCGAAAAAUGGAACAUUCAAUCACAAGCAGUCGGCACGAGUAUUACGCGUUUCAUUCACACCAUUAGACAAAGGUCAAACUACACUUAAACACUGGUCGGUUGUCUCGUAUCGACAACUAAAUGCAGACCUCUACUGCUAUGUGUACAGUGACAUCAGAAUAGUUUGUGAUCACGUGACGUCAAAAUCCGAUCCAUAUGACGAAACCGAAUCCUUUGGGAUGUUUGUGAUAUUUGGUCUUAUCGUGAUGACUUGUUUAACAGCCAUCCUCGCUCUCAUCAUAUUUGUCGUGCAGAAACUAAUGGGACUUCAUCGUGCGUAUAAAAAUAGAAGAGAAAGCACCCCCAAAGAACGUCGCCGCCUAUCCAGUCUUCUAUGCCACUUGAAGACAGAUGAGGUUAUCAGAAACUCAAUCCUUAAUAUGCACAAGAUAGUCUCUGAGCCCGAGGCCCAGCCACUGCGAGGCCAUGGUAACGGAACUUCCAGUGAACGUGAGACCAGCUUCCUGAGGAAUUCCAUACACAAGAGUUCACACAACAGGAUAGCAAGACGAUUCGUGAGCAGAAGAUCUUUGCCAAGAAUGAUGAUAUCAGACAAUGCCACAACCUAUCAAGCUGCCACCAAUCAAAUACGGGGACAUCUCAAUGUCUACAAACAGCAAUUGUACAGCAAGGGACACAGUGGCAGUUCAUCCCAAAACGAGCACCUUGGUAUGGAGGAUGGUGGAAGCGUCUCCAUUGCUUUUCAAAUGCUUCAGACUGUCGUAACAGAAGUGGAGGCUAUGAUAAACGACCGGCCGCUUAAGUACGUGUCUUCAUCUAGAGAUGACCCGGAACCGCGCACUCCUUCACACUUAUUGCACGGACGAAGAUUGCCCAGUUUACCGUUUGCCAACACAGAGGUUAACAACACAGUCUUUAAUUGUGACCGGGAUGAUGUUACAAGUCGAUCGAAACGACACGCUCAUCUACUUGACCACUACUGGCGCCGAUGA